UGUUCCUCUAUAAUUACCGGACAAUUCAUUUUGACCCUUCAGUUCCUUCAGUCUCUCCUAGACCUGCUACUUUACAGGGCUCCCACGGUCAGGUCAGGAUGGACGCCAUCAAGAAGAAGAUGCAGGCAAUGAAGGUGGAGAAGGACAAUGCCAUGGACCGGGCAGAUGCCUGUGAGCAGGCAGCAAAGGAUGCAAAAGUAAGAACGGAGAAGGCUGAGGAGGAGGUUGCUGAGCUUGUUAAGAAGUCCCAGCAGCUGGAGGUGGAUCUUGACAAGACCACUGAGCAGCUGCUUACCACCACACAGCAGCUUGAAGAGAAGGAGAAGGCUUUGAUGGCAGCUGAGCUUGAAGUGAACGCUCUUAACCGAAGAGUUCAAGGUCUUGAGGAAGACCUGGAAAAGAGUGAGGAUAAACUUCUUAUUGCAUCUCAGAAGCUGGACAAAGCAUCAACAGCUGCUGAUGAUUCCGAGCGUAUGAGGAAAGUUCUGGAGAACAGAGCUAUCCAAGAUGAGGAGAGGAUGACCAAGUUGGAAGAAGAGCUGAAGGAGGCCAGAAAUCAUGCUGAGGAUGCAGAUAAAAAGUACGACGAGGUUGCCAAAAAGCUGUCUCAGGUAGAAGGUGAUCUUGAGAGGGCAGAGGAGAGAGCAGAGACCGGAGAGACCAAGAUCAUGGAGCUGGAAGAGGAGUUGAGAGUUGUCGGUAACAACUUGAAGUCCCUUGAGGUCUCAGAAGAGAAGGCCAACCAAAGAGAAGAGUCCUACAAGGAACAAAUUAAAACUUUGACCGCUAAGCUGAAGCAGGCUGAGGCCAGAGCAGAGUUUGCUGAGAGAUCUGUACAGAAACUGCAGAAGGAGGUUGACCGGCUUGAGGAUGAGCUGUACCAGGAGCAGGAGAAGCUUAAAGCAAUCACAGAUGAGCUAGAGCAAACCUUUGCAGAGAUGUCAGGAUACUAGGUGUCAGAUGCUCUGUAAAAGAAAACUAUCUACUGUUACCUCAAAGCCACUAAGAUUAUUGUACUGUACUGUUUUCCUCUUUGUAAAUGUUUAUAAAUAAUUGUUCAGGUUGCAUUUCUAUAUAUGUCUUGUCUAUCGAUUACACAAAAGAAAAAUAAAUUGUUCCGUAAAUUA
Eurytemora carolleeae is the source of this 1127-nucleotide messenger RNA. Its product is annotated as tropomyosin. Gene Ontology annotation, molecular function: actin filament binding. The record is from RefSeq and is a predicted model, not a curated record. Gene Ontology annotation, cellular component: actin filament. Gene Ontology annotation, biological process: actin filament organization; muscle contraction. The transcript has 4 exons. Bases 99 to 953 code for a protein of 284 amino acids. Lineage: Eukaryota; Metazoa; Arthropoda; Copepoda; Calanoida; Temoridae.